UGCUCAGCUCCUGAUGGUGGAUUAGCCACAAUAGACUGCAGACCUGCAAUUGGGAGAGCUCGUCACUGCCAACUCGCUCCUUUAAGCAUGGAUUCCUUUUUUCGGUGACUUUUUUUUUUGCAUUCGAGCCGGUUCGCCACGUUAAGAUCUCGCGGGGGAAAGGUCAGCGGGGAUCGAAUGAUAAGUCACAGACAAGUCGACGGAUUCUUGGCCCUUUUAUCCAAGCAUGUUCAAGACAGCGCACUACCCCAACGUGGACCCCUCAUCCACCAUCAUGCACGGCACCUGGCUCGCCUCCUCCACUAUGGGGUACGUGCACGCCCCCUCUGCCGUGGCCGUGGAGAAACCCAAGAAGAACGCUUUCAGCCUGGCCAAAAUAAUGUCUCUGGGCGGCAAGAAGGGCCACGGAGGCAACGCGCACUACAACAACAACAACAACACGCCCUUCGCCAUCCACUGUCAUAUCGGCAAGGAGAUUAAGCAUAUUUGCAGCAACUGCAGCCGAGGAAACGACACGCAGGACGCUGAGGAGGUCGAAAGGCUUGCCGGGAUGCGAGCCGAGUCCUUGGUUUCUCCCCCCAUCCGUUGUCGGAGCAGGCUCGCCACUCUGGGACGCCUCCUCAAGCCCUGGAAAUGGAGGAAGAGUAAGAGCGACAAGUUCAAGCAGACUUCAGCCGCCUUGGAGAGAAAGAUGUCUGUGCGACAGAGUCGAGAUGAACUUAUCAAGAGAGGAGUUCUGAAGGAGAUCUUUGAAAAAGCAACUGUUGAGUUCCGAUCUUCAACGGACGGCGGUGUCUGCACUCAGGAGCCCUUACCCAAACAGUCCAUGAUCCGGGGCCCCAAGAAGUCUGUCACCUACCCAGGUGACCUUCAGGAUAACCAAGCUGCCAAGCCGCCAAUGUACCACAAGCAGCCUCCCGCUCUCCCUCCCAAGCCUUUCUCCCGGAUCCCAAACCAUAACACAGAUUCUUGCCAGCCAAUGAAUUUGCUCUGCAUGCCCGGGACAAAGCACUCUCCGCCGCUCCCUCCCAAGAAAGUCAUGAUUUGCAUGCCUGCAGGGGGACUGGACUGCUCCACUUCCCCGUCUCCGUCUCCCAACCCCCUCAGCGCGCUUUCCCAAAAGUGUACCCCCAACCAGGUCAUGCCAAGCCACCACGGCACACUGUUGCCCUCACAGCUCGCCGCUCUUCACCAGAACCAUGGCCAUCCUCUCCAGCUGCAGUACGGCAGCUUGCACGCUCCCAGCCGCAUCAUCGAGGAGCUCAAUAAAGCUCUGGCCCUGUCCAUGCAGAGGUUUGAGAGUUCUGUGUUGCACGGUAGCGGCCAGUGCGCUCCUCUGGACAGAAGAGAAGUGCCGUCUGUGAUCAUCGACUAUGAGGACGAUAAGGAGAACAUGCCCAAUGAGUCGGACUAUGAGGAUCUGCCCAGCAUGUAUAAGGAUGAGGACGACGUAGACGAUGACGACGAUGAUGAAGACGACGACUCGAUAUUCACAAGCACUUUGGCUCAGAAGGUUCUUCGUAAAGACUCUCUAGCUAUCAAGCUAAGCAAUCGUCCAUCCAAGAGGGAGCUGGAGGAGAAGAAUAUCCUGCCAGUGCAGACGGACGAGGAGAGGCUAGAGUCCAGGCAGCAGAUCGGCACCAAACUCACGAGGCGCUUGAGUCAGAGGCCGACAGCGGAGGAGCUGGAACAAAGGAACAUCCUCAAACCUCGCAAUGAGCAAGAGGAAGUCGAGGAGAAGAGGGAGAUAAAGCGACGGCUGACUCGAAAACUGAGCCAGAGGCCCACUGUGGAACAGCUGAGACAGGCCAAAAUCCUCAUUCGAUUCAGUGACUAUGUGGAGGUCUCAGAUGCCCAGGACUACGACCGGCGGGCGGAUAAGCCCUGGACCCGGCUCACAGCAGCUGACAAGGCGGCUAUACGAAAAGAGCUCAACGAUUUCAAGAGCAAUGAGAUGGAGGUGCACGAGUCAAGUCGUCAUUUAACCAGGUUCCACAGACCAUAGUAAACCAUUGUUGUGGUCAAGCAGUGCUGUAGAACCUUAAGUGCUGGACAGUCAAAUGGUGCCCGUUUCCUUGAACAAGGCCAUGUCUUCAGAAAUGCCUUCCCCCCCCACAAACAACUGAGUCGGUACUUGACACCACACUACUAGUCCCACCCACUGUAGUAGCACAUAUUGGUGACUCCAGUUGAUUCACCGCACCUCCCCUUUACCUGUUUGGUGGAAUUAGCUUCACUUCCAAAGUUCUCCAGGCUGAGCUCUCAGGCAGGUGCUCAGUUUUAUUUUUGUCUUCAGAGAGUGACAAAACAUUUACUCACAGUGUCACAAUCCCUCUUCUUGAUGAUGACAUCACUCACGGAGCUCCUAAGGGAAGGACUAUUGUUAUCUCAUCAGCCAAGGCAUUCAUUUAGGGGUGUAACGUCACAGUGUGCGAUAGUUCAUGCCGCUUUUUUUCCUGCCAAAUGCUAUAGCGCCCUCUGGAGUUAGGUCUGUGUAACAGUCAUUACUGUAAGUCCUGACUUCUGUUCUUCCCCCGUCAGUGUAAUUCUCACUGUACCGACAAUGUUGCCAUCCAAUUGCUUACUGUGAAUCAAGAGGGCUUUUUUCCCCCGCUCUCAACGUGUACAUAGUGUUUAUAACUCAGAGAAUCACUUUUGGCCAAAUUUCAUUCACUUGCAUCAGAAAAGUGUAAAUGUUAUGUAAAAAUUGCAGCUGAAAGGUUUUAUAUUAUUUCUUUUUUUAAAAUGGAAACUCUUUGAAUGGAGAUAUGAAUUAAUACUAUGAGCAAGACAUUCAACCGUGUUAUCUUUUUUCCCAAUCAUUACAGUCGUAUCCGUAGCUCUCUUAACCUGCGUUUUAUUACGCACAUUACUUUUUAAAGUCAUAUUCUUUUUUUACAAGCAAUAUAGCUCUUGUUUAUGAAGAAAGGGUUUCUACCGACAGAAUGCUUCACUUCUGCAUUGUUUCUUUGUUUUAUUCACACCAGGAUGACUUUUCCUGCUCUUGUCGCCACUGAGCCAAUUAGCCCUCUGCUAAAACAGAUUGAACAUGGCAACACAUUCACAAUUAUGUCGGGUAAAUAAACACGUUUGCAUUUUAGUAUACCGAUUUUUAAACAUUUAAAAAAAUAUUUAGCACAAGUAAAAUAAUUUGCACUGGUAAGAAGUCAGCUGGUCUUAAGACCGUACUGUCUUUCUCUCCCUCUCUCAACAGUAUUCCAAUGUUCAUAAGCUUUAAGUACACUUAAUGUUUGCAUUUUUUAAAUGAAUGGAUUAAAAAAAUUGUAUUUUUCCUCAUCAGUGAUUGAUAAGUGACCCUGACAAGAAGUUGGGACAUAGACAGUUUAAACUAUAUGGUUUGCAUGCAUUAUCAAGGGUGUUGUAUUAAUUUGGAGCACAUAUCACAUUGGAACAAAAUUUCACUGGGUCAGCUAGUCUCACUGAUGUUGAAGAGUGGAUGUUUUUUAUUUUUUUUUUAAUUUUUUGUAUUGAUGAAGUCCACCACAGUAUCUAAACACAAUUCACAACACAAGCUGCCCAAACUGUGCAUGAGCGUUCCCUAUUUUGCUGAUUUUAAAAAAGGAAAAUGAACUCCUAAAUAGCCGUUUCCUUUCACAUGUAAUCGGAACAUGGACAGAUUGGAUUUUUUUUUUUUUCUGUCACUUUUGGAAUACAGAAUGCCAUGUACAGGAUACAUAAUGCCAAUUAAAAUCCAAUUUCUGAAUGCA
Messenger RNA from Dunckerocampus dactyliophorus (ringed pipefish), 3728 nucleotides. Its product is annotated as phosphatase and actin regulator 1-like. NCBI's taxonomy places the organism in Eukaryota, Metazoa, Chordata, Actinopteri, Syngnathiformes, Syngnathidae. Gene Ontology annotation, biological process: cell motility; stress fiber assembly. The transcript has 12 exons. The record is from RefSeq and is a predicted model, not a curated record. Gene Ontology annotation, molecular function: actin binding. The coding region runs from base 227 to 2005 and encodes 592 amino acids.